AUGGCAUCAUCAACGACCGCACUGAAUGCCACAGUGGCCGGCCAUCCGAAGGAGAAUAGUAGCUCCUUCGAAGACCCCGUCCUCUUACGGACGACAUUCGCAUUGGCCAUGUCCACCAUGUAUAAGGCGGAAGUACCUUUGUAUGGUCACCUGGUGCGAAUCGUCCAAAACGUCAACCAAAGCAAAGUACCGUCGAUGGAGGAGGCGCAGCGACUGACGCUCGAGCGCCACGGGGCUAUUCGGCUAGGCACUUCUCUAGAACUCCAAACCGUCCGUCGGAUCUUUGCUCUCAUUGGCAUGUACCCGGUUGGAUAUUACGAUCUUGCAGUCGCAGGGCUGCCCAUGCAUGCAACCUGCUUCCGGCCAAUCGAACGCGAGUCGCUGCAGCGAAACCCAUUUCGGGUGUUUACGACCCUCCUUCGGCCGGAGCUAUUGCAGUCGGAUGCAGCCAAGGACAUUGCCUUGAAGCUUUUAAAGAGUCGAUCUAUAUUUAGUGACCGGUUAAUGGAGCUGCUCGAUCUGGGUGAAAGACAAGGUAAUCGGCUCACCGAAGAUCAGGCCGAGGCGUUUAUCCCAGCAGCAUUACGAACAUUUAGCUGGCAAGGGAUUGCAGCGGCAAGUCUUCCUCAAUAUCAGCUGCUCAAAUCUGAACACCCCAUACUCGCGGAUAUCGCCUGCUUCCGAAGCGCCCACAUCAACCAUCUCACGCCGCGAACCCUGGAUAUUGACGAAGCACAGGCCGCAAUGGUGCAAGAGGGCAUGGCUGUCAAGAGCCGCAUCGAGGGUCCUCCGGCUAGAAUAUGUCCAAUUCUGCUGCGACAAACUAGUUUUCUUGCGUUAGAGGAGAAGAUAUUGUUUCCAUUGACGGACAUGCAUACCAGUCACAACGUUGACAGUGGUAAAGAUGCAGCAAGUGAAUUGUCGCAAGGCUCUCACCAGGCGCGGUUUGGGGAGAUAGAAGAGCGGGGAGCGGCAGCAACGGUAAAAGGACGUCACUUAUAUGACAUGCUUCUCGACAAAGCCAUGCAAAUGGCCAAUUCUAUAGCGGCAGAUCCUCCGACGACCGAUAAGAUAAUGAGAGAGGCCUUCGAGGAGUAUCCAGAUAGCUGGACAGAGCUUCGAAGACAGGGCCUUGUAUAUUUUGAAUACCGGCUGACUGGUAAGAGAAUCGACACAUUUGAUAUCAACAAAGAGGAUCCGGGAACAGCGGUCCUGGAAAAGCUUAUUGCGGGCGGCCUGAUUGAGGCAAUUCCCAUCACAUAUGAGGACUUCCUACCCUUCUCAGCUGCAGGAAUUUUCCAGUCGAAUCUCCAGACUCCCUCGUCUAGCGUGCGAGAGACUUCCGCAGGCCGCUCCACUUCCGAUCUUCAAGGCUUCGAAAGUGCUUUAGGGGACCAUGUCUUUAAUCUGGACGAACUAUAUAUUCAGAGGCAGAACGAAAGCCUCACAGCCUGUGCAAGAGCCCUUGGACUUAACGAGCAAGAUCUAGUUGAGGAAUAUAGAGAAGGUUGGUUCUAG
Molecule: messenger RNA, 1518 nt
Organism: Aspergillus tanneri
Lineage: Eukaryota; Fungi; Ascomycota; Eurotiomycetes; Eurotiales; Aspergillaceae
Exons: 1
Coding region: 1-1518 (505 amino acids)
Molecular function (GO): oxidoreductase activity
Source: RefSeq, a predicted model, not a curated record